Messenger RNA from Castor canadensis (American beaver), 1044 nucleotides. RefSeq names its product enoyl-CoA delta isomerase 1 (gene Eci1). The record is from RefSeq and is a predicted model, not a curated record. Gene Ontology annotation, molecular function: delta(3)-delta(2)-enoyl-CoA isomerase activity. Gene Ontology annotation, biological process: fatty acid beta-oxidation. Lineage: Eukaryota; Metazoa; Chordata; Mammalia; Rodentia; Castoridae. Gene Ontology annotation, cellular component: mitochondrion.
CCGGGAGGCUGUAGGCCACACCGCGGCGCCGCGACCCCCGCGGCCGGUCAAGAUGGCGCUGGCGGCGGCGAGACGCGUGCUGCUCUGCUCCGGGGUCCGGCUCGGGCGCUCCGCGACAGUGAUCAGAGGCGGGAAUGGCGCGCGGACGUUCGCGAACCAGCGGGUGCUGGUGGAGCUGGACGCGGCCGCAGGGACGGCCAUAAUGAAGUUCAAAAACCCUCCAGUGAACAGCCUCAGCCUGGACUUUCUGACAGAGUUUGUCAUCAGCCUGGAGAAACUGGAGAAUGACAAGACCUUCCGUGGCGUCAUCUUAACUUCGGACCAUCCUGGCAUCUUCUCUGCUGGCCUGGACUUGACAGAGAUGUGUGGGAAGAACCCAGCCCACUACGCUGAGUACUGGAAGGCCGUGCAGGAGCUGUGGCUGAGGCUCUACCUAUCCAACAUGACGCUGGUUGCUGCCAUCAACGGUGCCUCCCCUGCUGGAGGCUGCCUGAUAGCCCUCUGCAGUGACUACCGGAUUCUGGCUAACAACCCCAAGUACAGCAUAGGACUGAAUGAGACCCUGCUGGGCAUUGUCGCCCCAUUCUGGUUCAAAGACACCCUCGUGAACACCAUUGGGCACAGAGCCUCGGAGCACGCACUGCAGCUGGGGCUGCUCUUCCAGCCAGCAGAGGCCCUCCAGGUGGGCCUGGUAGACAAGGUGGUUCCUGAGGACCAGGUACAGAGUGAAGCUCUCUCAGUGAUGACCCAGUGGCUGGCCAUUCCAGAACACGCUCGGCAGCUGACCAAGCACAUGAUGCGAAAGCCCACGACGGACCAGCUGAUCAAACAGCGCGAGGCCGACAUCCAACACUUCGUCAGCUUCAUCUCCAGAGACUCCAUCCAGAAGUCCCUGUGCAUGUACUUAGAAAAGCUCAAGCAGAAGAAAGGCUAAGGCACAUGCCACAUAGGUUUUCGGCCACCUGUACCCUCUGGGGGCCUGUUGAUUCCAAGGGGAUCUUAAACAAGGUAUUUUUCAACUUUAAAGUUCUCAGCUCUUUGUUU